CCUGGCUGGCUCCAUUGUGUGCUUGCGGAGACCAGGGAGUUGGGAGGAAGGCUGAGGGAGGGUGUGCUGCUUUCGGGUAGGGAUGGAGCCUGAGUAGCUGGGAGAUGGCGGCAGCACCACCCGUGAGGGGCCCGGCGCCAUUGCCAGCUCUGCUUCGACCACUCCUGGGCUUACGGCCUCUCAGCGCCGGGCAGAGAUUCGCCGAAGGAAGCUGCUGAUGAACUCCGAGGAGCGGAUCAGCCGGAUAAUGGGUUUCCACCGGCCGAAGGCGGAUGAUGACACCCAUUCAGAAACAAAGCUUCAACUGGAACAAGAUAAAUCCACCAUUCCUGUUCCUUCUGUUUCCAAGCGUGUUGUGCUUGGUGAUACUGUCUGCAGUCUGGCAGGAACAGCUGACCAUGGAAGCAGUGCAGUAGAGCACAAGGGAGAGAAAAAGGACUUGUUUAAUAUAGCGCCUGAGGUUGGUAGUGAUGGCACCACUGAGCUCCGGCAGCGCAGUAGAGGUGAUCUGAUGGAACAGCGAACACCUCAGCAUGGCCUAGACCAGUAUUUAUCAAGAUUUGAUGAAGCUAUGAAAUUAAGAAACCAGCUGAUGAGUGAGAAGCCAAGCCAGGAAAAUGGAAAUGCUGCAGAGGAAUUUGAUUCUUUCCGUAUUUUUAGAUUAGUUGGAUGUGCCCUUCUUGCUAUUGGAGUUAGAGCUUUUGUGUGCAAAUACUUGUCAAUAUUUGCUCCAUUUCUUACCUUACAGCUUGCAUAUAUGGGAUUGUCUCAGUAUUUCCCAAAGAGUGAAAAGAAGACAAAGACUACAGUAUUAACUGCUGCUCUUUUGCUGUCUGGGAUUCCAGCAGAAGUAAUCAGUCGUUCCAUGGACACAUAUAGCAAAAUGGGGGAUGUCUUCACAGACCUUUGUGUCUAUUUCUUUACUUUCAUCUUCUGCCAUGAACUGCUUGUGUUCUUUUGUUCUGAAGCACCAUGAUAACUCUGGAACUCAGUGUGAUACUUCAGAAGAACUGCAUCAUUCUUUAUUCUGUAAAUAUCUCUGGAUAAACACGUAACCAAUUCUUACUUGUUUCAGUGCUGCUUAAAAUGCUUCUGAAUGGAAGGUCCCAACUUCAAAACUUAAGUUACUAACGCUUCAGUAUUGUGCACGGUGACUUAAAUAUGGCAGAUAGAAUAUAAAGCUCAGUGCAAGGCUGUGGCCUUUCUUUUAAAUUAGGAUAUGUCCUUUCUUACCCGUACUGGCUCUGCCUGUGUCCUUUCUUACCCUUAUUAGCUCAAACUGUGAUCUUUCUCUUUAACUCUACAGUGUGGUAACAUGGCACAACUAAUGUCUUGAGCUUGGUUGAACUGCUUAUAAAUUGUGAUUUGGAUUCCCUAAGAAUUACUACUCUCAUCACCUUUAUUCCUUUUAAUUUCUGACUCUAUACAUUUAACUAUUAAGAAUGUUCUGAGAAAAAAAAAUACCAACCAUAGUUGCCAUUUCUGAAAUGGGAGCUGUGUCAUUGUCCUCUUUUUCCCUGCUGAGAUGGUAGGGUUCUGCUUGUUGUUGUGAAGGGUGGGUUUGAAAUGGAAUGCUAAAGCAAAGCAUGGAGCAAUAAGGCCCAGCCUGAUUCCCGUGUAUGUUUUCUCCAAGCAUUCAGUAGCUCUUCAUCCAAGUUGGUGUCCUCAUUCCCAGUAUUUAUCUAAUCUAUUGUAAUAUGCUGUGUUGAGUAAGCAUUACAAGUUAAAAAGUUGCUCUUUUGAGUGGUUAGACUUCUGUGUCUAAGCUGUCACCAGUUCAUUUUUUUCUGGUUUAGCAAUUACUUCUGCAUCAUAUUUUCUAUAUUUUCCUUUCCAAGAAUAUGUGCAUAUGAAGUUAAGUCUGUUUUACGUAAACACUUCUGAGGGAUUGCUACAUACACUAGUAACAGGCAGUACCUUGGCUUGUGAGGGCACAAAUGGAUCUCUAGCUCUGUUUUAUAGUCAACUUCUUAGUGUGUCACAUGCAUCAUUUGAACACGAGGACCUAGAACAUGUUCAAAUGACAUAAUAAUGCUGUGCUAGAAAACAGGUCUCAAAUCCCAAAAAUAUUUACUUGAAGUAAUUUCCAUCAGAAUCAAUAGGAGCUGAUUCCAUGUGAAUGCUUUACAAUAGGUUCAUUGCUGAAGGCUUCUGUUGUGUCUGAAAGUCCAGUAAAGGCUUGAUUGUUUUACCAACCAAGCCUUUACUGGACUUUCAGGGUUGUUCUUCAGUUAAUUAAGCAUAUUGUCUCUCUUCUCCCUGUCCCUUAGGUUUCUUCAGUAAAUCACAAUUGCUGUUUAUUGUGAAUUGAUAGAUUUUUAUCACUUGAUUUGAAGAAUGUAUAACUAAAGUAAGGUCUAGUAGAGAUACAGUCUAAGGCCAUGAUUUAGGUAUUUGUUUGCCUCCUGUUUCAUGUGAGAAACCCUUCCCUUCCGACUCAUGUCCCCCUGUAUUUUGGUUUGGCGUUUGUAACUAUUGCUAUUCCCUAAUUAAAGAUGCUGCUAAUUCCAGUUAAGAACCUAUGGUCCAUUCCCAAUACUUAAACACUAUUUAGUUAUAUUUACACUGGCCUGUUGGGGAAAUUAGGCUGCUAUAGUAUAUUUUCCAGUAUUGUGAGUGUAUUUUUUCUCUUGGCUUUUGAGGUCUAGUGUCCUGACAGCAGAACAGCCUUGCUGAACAAUCUGGAAGCCUGGGUGUUACUAACGAGUCACACACUCUGGAAAUUUCUGCUACUUCUAAGUUUUACUAAUUUAUCAUUGAAACUCUAUUAUUGCAUAAACAAAAACAAGUUUCUCCUUUUAGAAAUCAUAUUUAGAGUUUUAGUAUUUUUGUUGGGCAGUGAUAUUGGCAAUAGGCUGGAUCCCAUGAGCUUUCUACUCAUGAAAGAGAGAAGCAGGCAAUUUAAUCUAAUUCCCCUUUUAUAUGGUGGCUUUCCAUGCCAGGUGUAAUGUGAUCCAUGAUGAUUCCCCUGCCCCCGCGCAUCAGUUUUUGGACUUGUGGGUUUGGGUGAAGCUUAUUGGAUCCAACUCAGAAUUACUUAAAAGCAGAUGAGACUUACUAUUUUGCUUUUAACUUUAAUAUCUUGUUUGGUGAACCAGACAAUACGUAACAAUUAAGUCUGUUAUGUGGAAAGUGUCCAGAGCUAGGAUCUGUAGAAGGGACAUAGAUACAUAGGAGAAAACAGUACGAACAGCUAUACUGUUGCUUGCUAUCUUUGUGGUAGCAUCUCCCACUGUUAAAAUGACAAAAUUGUGUUCAGUUUGAAACACUACUUCACUCUUUAGUGGUGGGUAUAGUUACGGGAGAAUCAUAAGCAAAACUCUGCUUGUAUGUUAUUCUUUUUGUGCAUCUAUCCUUUCGGUUCCAGACAGCAUGUUCUAUCCAUAUUCAAUAGACUUUGCCCUACUAUGAAAUCUGAAUAUAUAAUCACAAAUGUUCUGGUACGUGUAAUGUAAGAUAGCUCUGUUUUACUAUAUUUCUGCUGGCCUAUUGAAUGGAUGGGCUUCAAAAGAUUCAGAAAAAUGGCUUGGCAAAUAGCUAAAACUGAGUUAGUGUUGAAGGUUUUGUGUUGGCAAAUGGUAAUUGCAGAAAUGCUCCAUCUUUUCCAUAGAAACAUGCAAAGUGCAGAGCCUUUAAUCAUUCUAAACUAAUGUAAAUUGUUGGUAAAUCUUGGUAUUUAUCUCUGUUGUUCAGGCUCACCAUGUUGAAUUUUUAAACAGUGAUGCAGUUAUGCAUUUUGUAUCUAAUUGGACCUUUUCAUUUAAACUACAUACCUAAAAUUUAAAAGAAGAUAGAACCUUCUUAUGUAGCCUUCUCUGCUGUAAAAAGAUAUACGGGAUGUAGUAGCAGGUUAAAAUGUUCCGAAGGUGUUUGAUA
Gekko japonicus is the source of this 3876-nucleotide messenger RNA. RefSeq names its product calcium modulating ligand (gene CAMLG). Gene Ontology annotation, cellular component: GET complex. The transcript has 4 exons. Bases 218 to 976 code for a protein of 252 amino acids. The record is from RefSeq and is a predicted model, not a curated record. Gene Ontology annotation, biological process: tail-anchored membrane protein insertion into ER membrane. NCBI's taxonomy places the organism in Eukaryota, Metazoa, Chordata, Lepidosauria, Squamata, Gekkonidae.